CGACAACACCGCAGUACAAAAUAUUUUGUUGCGCACAGCUUCAGACGUCUUAGCAGAGGUCUACUACCAAAUUGGUAUACUACCAAAUUGAAAUUCAGGGCUACUACCAAAUUGUGGUCUACUAGCAAAUUGUCUGUACGAAGUUUGCAAUCUAACGUGUGAUUAGAGAAUCUCGCAUCUAUAUUUAAGCAAUGGAUUUACCAAAGUGCCUGAUCGACAACGUGGAUGGUGUGCUUCGACCUGUCCCAGAUGCCAUCGACCACCUUAUGACGAUCCGUCAGCCCGUCGUCGUAGUGUCGGUGGUCGGGUUGUACCGCACCGGCAAGUCUUACCUCAUGAACAAGCUGGCUGGCAGGAAUGACGGAUUUGCUUUGGGAGCCACCAUACAGUCCAAGACUAAGGGCAUCUGGAUGUGGUGUGUGCCUCAUCCUAAACUAGCUGACCAAACUCUGGUGCUGCUGGACACAGAGGGACUAGGGGACGUAGAGAAGGGAGAUUCCAAGAACGAUGCCUGGAUUUUCUCCCUGGCUAUUCUGCUCAGCAGCACUCUGGUCUAUAACAGUCGAGGGACCAUAGACAACCAGGCUGUGGAGAACCUCCACUAUGUGAAGGAGCUGUCAGAGAGAAUCAAGGUGAAGUCCCCCAGCCAUGCUUCAUCCAGUGAGGAGGAUGAGGAGGAGGGAGGGGAUGCCCAGUUUGUCCAGUUCUUUCCUAACUUUGUCUGGGCAGUCAGAGAUUUUACUCUGAACCUCAACAUUGAUGGUAAAGACGUGACUGCAGACGGGUAUCUGGAGCACUCUCUGGAACUCAAGAAAGGUACGGCCACAAAUACGAAGAUCAUGAACUACAACCUCCCACGGGAGUGCAUCCGCAACUACUUCCCCACACGCAAGUGCUUCGUGUUCCCGAUCCCUACUUCCUCUGCAAACAUGUCCCGACUGGAGUCCAUAGAUGAGAAGGAGCUCUGCCAAGGCUUCAGGGAGACCGCAGACACUUUCUGCAACUACAUUUUCCAGAUGAGCCGCGUGAAAACUGUCAAAGGGGGUGUAGAAGUUACUGGUAGAAUGCUUGGCCACUUGGUCAAGAUGUAUGUGGAGACCAUCUCCCAGGGAAAAGUUCCCUGUCUGGAGAACGUGGUGCUGGCCGUGGCCCAGAUAGAGAACCAGGCAGCGGUGGAGGAGGGGCUGAAGCUGUACCAGAGCUGCAUGGAGCCGCUGAAGACCCGGUUCCCAGUGGACAUGGACCAGAUGUCAGAUCAACACCAACGCGCUGACCAGCAGGCCACCCAAGAGUUCAUGAACCGUUCCUUUAAAGACGAAAAUGGGGAUUUCGGGGAAAUCUUGCACGUAAGAGCAAUGCAAAAUGAUUAUUGCUUAGAUAAACUACAAUACAAUGUGUGUACUUUAGUUGUGGUUGUUUUGUUCUUGUCUGACCUCUUCCAGAAUGGUAUUACGAAGCACUACGAGGAACUUCUGACCCAAAAUGGGGAAGCCUCAGAGAAGAAGUGUCAGGAUCUGCUGAGGGAUCUCUCCGCUCCGGUCUCACAGAAGAUCCAGGACGGGUUCUUUGCCAAACCAGGUGGCUACCAGCUUUACUGUGAUCUCCACGACAAUUUGGUGGCACAGUAUCGUUCCACACCUAACAAAGGAAUCCAGGCUGAGGAGGUUCUGGAGCGGUUCCUGAAGGAGAAGAGUGUUGAGUCCAACUCCAUCUUACAAGCUGACCAGAAACUUACUGACAGCGAGAAGAGGAUCCAUGAGGAGAAGGAGAAAGCUGCUUUGCUGGAGCAGGAGAAGAAAGCUACAGAGAAGAAAUAUGAAGAGAUGGAGCUCAAAAUGGAGGACGAUCGCAGGAGCCAGGAGGAGAAGAUGAAGAAGAUGGAGCAGAAAAUGAAUGAGGAGUUUAGCCAACAGCAGAAGGAGUUCAACAUGGCUUUAGAAUGUAAGCUGAGGCAGCAGAGGGAUCUUCUAGAGAAGGGUCACAAGGAGAAGGCUGACGCAAUGGGGAUGGAAAUAACAGGGUUAAAACAGGAGGUAUCCGGGCUGAAGGCUAGGUUUAUGAAACCCAUUCAGGCGGUGAAAAAAAAAUGUGUUAUUUCCUAAAAGCCAUAUAGGAGGCAGCACCAUAGGGUCAUCUCCUGCAUGUCUUCUCUGCUCUCUCUUCCUCCUCUCUCUGUCAUUCUUUCACUGUCAAUCAAAAUAAAUGUAAGUUAAGAUGAAUGUUAGAAUGUUAAGAUUGCAGUUGAUGUUCCAGACAUUAUCUGCCAAUAUAAGGCAAGUACACCCAUUGUUUGUGCUGUUUUACAUGUGUAGCCUUUGUGAAUUGGCUAAACUGACUCCUCAAGUAUACAGACCACCCGUGCCUGCUGCUGACUGCUAGCCUGUCUGUUACUGCAACGUCAUGGAGAUGAGACUUGAAUCCAUUACAGAUUUAAGACAACAAAUGUCAACAGUCUUUUGUCACAUUUAAUGUAAUUUCUUCAUUGUCUUUACCUAUGUUUGAGUUGCAGUAAUAUCUUGACGCAAAUUCACAUAAUUUCCAUUUUGUUUUUGAAUGUUUCUUGGAAUACCAAUAAUUGUGACAUGCAUAUUUUUUUAUAACAAUUACAAAAUAUAUUUAUUGGUAACUAUUGUGUCUUUUAACAUGAACUCAAUAAAAUAUUGACCUUUUAGGGUGCUAAAA
Osmerus eperlanus (European smelt) is the source of this 2682-nucleotide messenger RNA. RefSeq names its product guanylate-binding protein 1-like. The transcript is spliced from 8 exons. Gene Ontology annotation, molecular function: GTPase activity; GTP binding. The record is from RefSeq and is a predicted model, not a curated record. Lineage: Eukaryota; Metazoa; Chordata; Actinopteri; Osmeriformes; Osmeridae. Bases 192 to 2102 code for a protein of 636 amino acids.